Messenger RNA from Nasonia vitripennis (jewel wasp), 3566 nucleotides. It is a transcript of the gene Hsepi, whose product is annotated as D-glucuronyl C5-epimerase B. Gene Ontology annotation, biological process: heparan sulfate proteoglycan biosynthetic process. Gene Ontology annotation, cellular component: Golgi apparatus. NCBI's taxonomy places the organism in Eukaryota, Metazoa, Arthropoda, Insecta, Hymenoptera, Pteromalidae. Bases 401 to 2113 code for a protein of 570 amino acids. The transcript has 5 exons. The record is from RefSeq and is a predicted model, not a curated record. Gene Ontology annotation, molecular function: heparosan-N-sulfate-glucuronate 5-epimerase activity.
AUUAUAUAUGGGCCGUCCAAGACUGCAGAAAUGGAAACUUGCGCGAUGUGCUCGUACACAACAUUCUCCGCGUGAAUUUUUGUCGUUUAACGAGUCGCGAUGUGAUCGCCGGGGCGCUUUUCCUUUUUUCUCAUUUUGCCUUCGGUGAGCCUAUAUGACGAUUUCCGAAACAUUCCUUCGGCUUUGACUCGGCCGAAAGGGGAGCAAGCCUAUAUACUUAUAUUCCAGAGGAGGAUGAACUUUUGCAUUUCGGAGCAGCUCCGUUUAAAGGAUUAGUGUGUAUACUGCAUACAUGCAGGUCUCGACAGGUCCGAGUCCAAUUAAACAGUCGAGUCAGUGACUUGUCGUAAAAUGCUCAUCGACUCUUUUGAGGCGAUCGAGUAUUUUAAACGUAACAAUCAUGUUGUAUAUGAUGAUGAGGAUCAACUUUAAGACAAUUGUACUGCUGCUGCUUGUUGGAGUCUUGAGUUCCAUAUUUACAUCAUGGAAUAAUUGCAGUAGCUCUUUUUUCCUCAAAAAUAGUGAUUGGAAGUCCCAUUUUCAGCAUAAAGAUCGAUCAACUAAUGAACUGGGAUACCAAGAAAUUGAUUGCUUAAUUAAUGGUAGAAAGACUCUUAGUUGUCGCAAGGAAGGAGAUGAAGUUUAUAUUCCAUUUUCUUUCAUCCACAAGUAUUUUGAGAUUUAUGGUAAAAUAGUAAAUAAUGAUGGACUGGAACGUUUCGACUGGUAUCAUAGCUAUUCCAAGAUUAUUGAUAGAAAAGUUAAGUAUGAUUCUAGAGGAGUAUUUAUGACAUUUGAAAAUUACAAUGUCGAAGUAAGAGAUAGAGUAAAAUGUAUAAGUGGCAUAGAAGGUGUCCCGAUAUCGACACAAUGGGAAAGUCAAGGCUACUAUUAUCCUACACAAAUUGCACAAUUUGGUUUAUCACAUUACAGUAAGAACUUAACUGAGCCAGAAUCUGUUAAAAAAGUUAUAGAAGAUGCAGACAAAGUGAAACAAGAAUGGGUUGUACCACAGGGUUCAGUUAUGAGCAGAAUUUAUGAUAAACGAGUUAAUAGCUAUGUAAUGAAAUACGCAACCCCAGCAACAAGUACUUCUGGCAUAUCUAUUAAACUAGAUCAUAUCCUCAAACUUAUGUUAAAGCUUGAUCUUUGCAUUCGUGACAAUGGUAGCAUUACUGUUGAAUUACAAAUGAGAGAGAAAAAAGACACAUAUUACCUGCAUUAUGAGACGAAUAAUCGGGUACUACAUACAUACAAUAAUCACGUUUAUUAUGGAAUAGGACAAGUGUACAAUCACUGGAGACGCCUAACUAGAGAUUUAAUGAUUGAUUUACAAAAAGGUCUUACCCUUAUCGAUAAAACAAAAAAGAAAUUGUCCAGAUCAAAAUUAAAAGUUGUCAGAAUUAUUCUAAAUGGUUCAGGAAUGAUUGAUAAUGUUACCCUUUCAACAAGUGAACAUAUGGAGCAAUUUUACGACGCAGCUCGAUGGUUUGUGGCUAAUCAAAACAUUACUUCAGGGGGAUGGCCUAAUCCUGUCAAACGUAAGGUUGCCAAUGGAAUGGCGAUCCUUGAACCUGGAUGGUAUUCAAGCAUGGGACAAGGACACGCGAUUUCUGUACUCUCUCGUGCCUAUUAUCAUUCGGGAGAUGAAAAGUAUUUGCAAGCAGCCGUUAGAGGAUUGCGGCCGUUCCGAUUAUUGUCAAGCAAGGGUGGAGUUGCAGCGUGCUUUUUAGACAAAUAUGUAUGGUAUGAAGAAUACCCAACAACGCCUUCAUCAUUUAUUCUUAACGGUUUUAUAUACUCACUUAUCGGUCUUUACGAUCUGAAGAGUAUUGCUUCGGGUAGCGAUGCAGAAGAAGCUCAAAAAUUAUUUGAUCAAGGUAUGAACUCUUUGAAAAACAUGCUAACGCUAUUUGAUACGGGAUCAGGAACGACUUAUGAUCUACGGCACUUUACACUGAAAACAGCCCCUAAUAUAGCCCGUUGGGAUUAUCAUUCGACUCACGUCAAUCAACUUCUUCUACUAAUAACGAUUGAUAAUGACCCUAUUUUUGUAACGACUUCUGAGAGAUGGAUCGAUUACAUGAGUGGUAAAAGAGCGGCGCACAACUAAAUCCUUUCUAAUACUAGAUAAUUAUUUUUAUAGAACCAUUAAAUUAGAUUUAAAUGAAAAACUUUUUUUCGAAGUAAAAGCCAGACUAAAGCUAUAUUAUGUACAUAUCAAAUCAUUGUAAUAACUAUAAUAAUUAAUGUUAUUUUUUAAUUUAAUUUUUUUUAAUGCUUAACAGUAUCCCAAAACAAGUUUUCAGAUGCAAAAUCACUUGAGUGCACUGAAAUCGCAUUUAAUUAAGUAACAAACUCAGAGAUAUAUUGAUGAUUUAAAAGAAACGUACUUAAGUAGUAUUGAUUUUAACUUUGUACAUAGAGGCAUUUCAUUUUACAACUUUAGAUAAUUUAAAACAUUCUAGUAGAUUUUUGUAACUCUCUUAUACCUAGACAAUACAACCUCUUCUUUGAACUAUGCAAUCAGCAACUUCUGAAGAUGAAUAAAAUAACAUUUUUUACUUAUCUUUUCAAUUUUUGAACUGUGAAUAUACUUGUACAUUGAUCAUGUAUGUACAUUCGGGCACCUUAAUAUUAUACAUAUCUAAUAAUAUUACAUAUCCAAUCUAAUCAAUUAUUAAAAACAUGUUUCAAAAAAGAACAUAAAGCAUGUUUCACAAAAUCCUACUAAAGACUGUUUGGACACUAAAGUAGAAAUUUAAAUUGGUAAAUUAAAAUAAUAUAUCGUAUACCAUUAAGUUUUGACUGCCUUAAUUUUUUUUAUGAAUGCUUGGAAACCAAUGUAAUAAUUGUUAAGCUUCUUUCAAUAGAAUGUUAAAAAUAAUAUACAUCAAUUUUAUACUGUAUCUUGCUUUUGCUAGUCUCUAAUAAAAUGCUUCUAAUAUGCAGUGUUAUAUAAACAGUUAGUGCAACAGGGUAGAUGUAAAUAUGAAUAAUGUUAGAGGAAAAUAUAUAUAGCUGCACUUUGUUCUCAGAUUAUGUUACUAAUUUGUUGAUGCAUUUGAGUACAUUUGAUAAAUAUGUCAGUACUUAAUUGCUCUGAACACAAUCUUUGUACUAGUUUUUUGUUAACAUAUUUUAAUCUAUUUAGUUUUUUACUUAUAAUUAGAAAGAAAACAUUCCACAAUGUAUUAUGUAUUAAUAUUUUUUAUAUCUAUAUAUAGAUAUCGUUAAUUAUCUUUGUACAAUUUUAGUUUUAAGUUUUUGUGAUACGAAAUUUUUUUUUAAUUUUCGAAUCGUUUUGUUGAAAUAUGUUUCAUAAAAUUCUACGUAUAAUUUUGACAAUUGUAUGGAUUUCGUUCUAAUGGAUAUUUUGUAAAUAGCUUGGUAAAGUAAAUAACGAAUGCCCAAAGUACAGAGUCCUGUAGAAGAUGAGAUGUUGUAUUUUUCAGAAAAGAAAAUUGAAAAUCGAAAAAGAACGUGUAGAAAAUGUCAUUGCAAUGUAUUUUGACAUCCUAGUUUUAUUAUUACAUAAUGAAAAUAAACCAACAAAUUUCCUGUAA